UAUCAAAAAUCCAAAUAUUAAAAAAAAACAACUGGACCGAUCUAUAAAAAAAACGCAGUAUUAGGUUAUAUUUAUUAUAAGUUAUUUUCAUCAUGACUACUAUCAGACCUUUUACAUGUGAAGACAUGUUGAAAUUUAAUAAUGUGAACUUGGACCCUUUGACCGAAACCUAUGGUUUAUCAUUCUAUACUCAAUACUUGGCUCAUUGGCCAGAGUAUUUCCAAGUCGCAGAAUCACCCAGUGGGGAAAUAAUGGGAUACAUUAUGGGGAAAGCGGAGGGCCUUGGUGAGAACUGGCAUGGACAUGUUACUGCAUUGACUGUCAGCCCUGAUUACCGAAGGCUUGGGCUAGCAGCUACUUUGAUGAGUAUUUUAGAGGAUGUGUCAGAAAAGAAAAAAGCAUACUUUGUGGACUUAUUUGUGAGAGUGAGCAACAAAGUAGCCAUCAACAUGUAUAAGAACUUGGGCUACAUUGUUUAUAGGACUGUAUUAGAAUAUUAUUCUGGGGAUCCUGAUGAAGAUGCCUAUGACAUGAGAAAAGCCUGUUCGAGGGAUGUGAAUAAGACUUCUGUUAUACCUUUAGCACAUCCUGUUAGACCUGAAGAUGUGGAUUGAAUGAUCAAAAUAUACUAAUAAAAUUGUAAAUUUUU
Messenger RNA from Cydia fagiglandana, 649 nucleotides. RefSeq names its product N-alpha-acetyltransferase 20 (gene Naa20A). The transcript has 5 exons. The record is from RefSeq and is a predicted model, not a curated record. Gene Ontology annotation, biological process: N-terminal peptidyl-methionine acetylation. Lineage: Eukaryota; Metazoa; Arthropoda; Insecta; Lepidoptera; Tortricidae. Gene Ontology annotation, molecular function: protein-N-terminal amino-acid acetyltransferase activity. Gene Ontology annotation, cellular component: NatB complex. The coding region runs from base 93 to 614 and encodes 173 amino acids.